AGGAACGAUUGUGUCUGUGUAUCUACAUACAUAUACAUACAUACAGGGAAAUGUCUCUGCAUAAAUAACGCAUUUUGCUUAAAAAUGGCGUCGCUUAUCUGUGCCGUGCCCAGGACCCGUGAGGCCUUGUUGUAUUCAAUACUAUUAUCGUCUCGCUUCAACAACAAUCCCACUCCAAAACUCAAAUCAUUUUCCAUUCAACUCUCAAUUGUUCCUCAACCUCAUCGCCAUUGUCCUUGCAGUAGUAGUAGUAGUAGUAACGGAGGAGGAGUAGUAGGUGUUUCUGUUGGUAAAGAAGAGGGACAACUACUCACAAGCCCCCAGCUCGUCGCCUUAGAAUAUUCCGACCUCAAUCUCUCUCACAAUUUUUCCCAGGACUUGGGUCAUGUUCGAAUUAGGCAACAUGUGAACCCUCUUUGUGCGUCACUCUCGGUGCCGGCACCAGUUCCAGACUGGAGUGAAGUAUAUAGGGACUCGACAUUGCCACUUAUGUUGACUUGA
Molecule: messenger RNA, 501 nt
Organism: Camellia sinensis
Lineage: Eukaryota; Viridiplantae; Streptophyta; Magnoliopsida; Ericales; Theaceae
Source: RefSeq, a predicted model, not a curated record